CAAAUCAGAGGCUGCAGCGGCCUCUGGUGGCCGGUGUCGGGCGGCGCUCCCACUCGCGGCCGUGGGAAGGGAAGCGAAGGGAAGCGAAGGGAAGCCCCGGGAGGCGGAGUCGGGGCGGCGGCGGCAGCGUCGGCGGUGGGGCGAGCAUGGGUCCGGGCCCGGGCCUGGGCCGGGGUCUCCUCGCCGCCGCCGGGCUCCUGCUGGCUUUGCAGGCCUUGCAAGCCUCCCCUCCUCCAGAUGGCAUGAGUGUCCUCCUUAUCAUUGCUGACGACCUGCGCCCGGCCUUGGGGUCUUAUGGGGACAAACUGGUCAAAUCCCCCAACAUCGACCAGCUGGCCUCCCACAGCGUCGUCUUCCAGAACGCCUUCGCCCAACAAGCGGUCUGUGCCCCGAGCAGGGUGUCUUUCCUCACCGGACGAAGGCCGGACACCACCAGGCUCUACGACUUCAAUUCCUACUGGAGGACACAUGCAGGGAACUACUCCACGUUGCCACAAUACUUCCAGGAGAACGGCUACAUCACCCUGUCCGUCGGGAAAGUGUUCCACCCAGGGAUUUCCUCGAACCAUAGUGAUGACUACCCCUACAGUUGGACCAUUCCAGCUUUCCAUCCUUCUUCUGAAAAAUAUGAAAACAUAAAGGUUUGCAAAGGGGAGGAUGGGAGCCUCCACGCCAACCUCAUUUGCCCGGUGGACGUGUCGGAGAUGCCCGAGGAGACCUUGCCGGACAUCCAGAGCACCGAAGAAGCCCUCCGUCUCUUGGACAUUGUGAAAGAACACGGCAGGAAAUUCUUCCUCGCCGUCGGAUACCACAAACCACAUAUCCCAUUCAGAUAUCCCAAGGAAUUUCUCAAGCUGUACCCCUUGGAAAACGUCACGCUGGCCCCGGAUCCCGACGUCCCCAAAGAGCUCCCUUCUGUGGCUUACAACCCCUGGGCGGACAUCCGGCACCGGGAAGACGUUGCAGCCCUGAACAUCAGCUUCCCUUACGGGCCGAUCCCGGAAGACUUCCAGCGGCAGAUUCGCCAGAGUUACUUUGCCUCUGUCUCUUACUUGGACAUGUUGGUUGGGAAGCUUUUGAAUGGCUUGGACGAUGAAGGGCUCUCUCAUAAUACCAUUGUCGUGUUUACGGCUGACCACGGUUGGUCCUUGGGGGAGCACGGCGAAUGGGCCAAGUACAGCAAUUACGACAUCGCCACCCGCGUUCCGCUGAUGUUCUACGUGCCCGGAGUGACGGCUCCCACCCCCCGCCCGGGAGAAGAAGUCUUCCCUUUCAUCGACCCGUUCGCUCAGGUUUCAAGUCCCGCGCCCCAAGGGCGGCCCGGGGAGACGGUGGAGCUGGUGUCCCUCUUUGCCACGCUGGUGGAGCUCGCAGGGCUGCCGGUGCCUCCGCCGUGCCCGCAGCCGUCCUUCCGGGUCCCCUUGUGCGUGGAGGGCCAGAGCGUGGCCCGCUACUUCCCCCCCGGCCGCGCGGGAGGAGCGGACCCCCCGAUCGCCCUCAGCCAGUACCCGCGCCCCGGAGACACCCCGGGAUGGAACUCGGAUCUGCCGGCGCUGCAGGACAUCCGCGUGAUGGGCUACUCCAUCCGCACCGCGGAUUACCGCUGCACGGUGUGGUUUGGCUUCGACCCCAACAACUUCACGGUGCACCUGCAGGACGUCCACGGCGGGGAGCUUUAUUUCACCGAGAGCGACCCCAACCAAGACCACAACAUGUUCAACAACAACACACUCAGCGGGCCCCUGGUCAGAAAGCUUUGCAAGAUCCUGGAGCGUUGAACUGGGAAGGGGAUUUAGGGCCACGUUAGUUCUCUAAACACAGAGCUUUGUGUUAUACACAAAGAGGGCUCAUCAGGGAUAGUUCACUUUCUGCUACAUAGUGUACAAUACGAUGUGUUACUAAUUUUUCUUAAAAAAAUGAAUUAGUAUUCAUUAGGUCGUUGGUCAAUAAACCAAUUUAUUCUC
This is a messenger RNA of Anolis carolinensis (green anole), 1964 nucleotides long. RefSeq names its product iduronate 2-sulfatase (gene ids). NCBI's taxonomy places the organism in Eukaryota, Metazoa, Chordata, Lepidosauria, Squamata, Anolidae. Gene Ontology annotation, cellular component: cytoplasm. The transcript has 9 exons. The coding region runs from base 147 to 1778 and encodes 543 amino acids. Gene Ontology annotation, molecular function: iduronate-2-sulfatase activity. The record is from RefSeq and is a predicted model, not a curated record.